Messenger RNA from Penicillium robsamsonii, 228 nucleotides. RefSeq lists its product as uncharacterized. The record is from RefSeq and is a predicted model, not a curated record. The coding region runs from base 1 to 228 and encodes 75 amino acids. The transcript is spliced from 2 exons. Lineage: Eukaryota; Fungi; Ascomycota; Eurotiomycetes; Eurotiales; Aspergillaceae.
AUGCCCGUACCCCGGGCCAAGCCUUUGAUUUCCCCCGCAAAACGGAAGAAGCUCCCCCUCCUAGGAAAGUCCGAGCUGCAUGUCGACAAUGUCGACCAAAGCGCCUCAAAUGCGAUGGGGGCAUACCUUCCUGUAGUGCCCGAGCAAAGGUCUCGUGCGGCGAUGCCCGCGGCGGCAACAACCAUUUCUAUAUUCCCUAAUGGUGCUGAACUCUCGACGCCUGUAUGA